AUGGUUAAAAAUACUACUUGCAAUAGAUGUGGUUCAAAACUAUCUUCAUAUCAAAAGUAUCAACAACAUUUAAAUCGAACAAAUCCCUGUCGACCUAAAAAUCUACCAGAAAAUCUGGUACCAAUUCCAUCACAAAACCCAACACCAGCACCCGAAGGCGAUCUCAUUUCAUUUAACGAAAACCCACCGACGCACCAACCGAGAGAGGCAAGUGUACCGGCAGUCGACCUUUUAACUGAUGAUAUUUCAAAUAUAGGAGCUGAACCAAGUUCUAAUACCCAAGGAGAACAAAAAAAGAAAUCAAUUUUAACAAUAGAUGAAAUAAUAAAAUGGUUAUCAAAACCGGAAAUAAAAAAUAAUAAAAAAAUUAGAUCAAAACCCAUACCAAAAACUGACGAAGAAUGGUUUGAUUUAAUGGAAAAAUCAGAGGUAGAAAAUUUUAACGAAGGUGAAGUAUGUGAUUAUUACGCAUUUGUCCCUAAAGGAUAUUUUGCUGAAGGUGAACCAUUAGCUUUCUUUGAAUCAAUCGAAGGAAAGAUUUCCAAUGUCUACAAAAAAGAGUUAGUUUUAAAGGGUGGAUUAAAGGUAAGAAUUGUAUUAUUUGCAUAUAUGAAGAAAAUUAUGCCAGAAGAUCAAGAACCUAUAUAUAAAACAUUUCCAUUCAAACGCGAAACAAUGGAAAUUAUUAGAGAGGAUCGAAUCAAUGCUUGCAUAGAAAAAGGGUACAACGCAGUUGUGGAUCAGAUUGAGGAUGAAGCAUUACAAGAAUCUGGAUGGUCAUUUAUUCGAGCAGAAGAAGUAUUUCUAGAAAUUAGUGCAUUCAGACCUUUGCGAGGUAGUAGUUAUCUACCAUUACCAGAAGCUUUAAAUAAACCACAGCUAGGAUUAAUUAAUCCACAAAAUAAGGAAGAUAAUGAGUGUUUUAGAUGGUGCAUUAGUGCUUAUCAUACAAGGGAAGAAGCAAUAAAAGCUAAUAGAAAGCCACCGCAUCUUAAUGAAAUCCGAAGACUUAGACGAAAUGCUAAUAUAGCAAAUUAUAAUGGCAUAAAAUUUCCAGCAACAUUACACGAUAUAGAUAAAUUCAUGGAAAUUAACCCUAACUAUGCUAUUAAUAUAUUUAGGCCA
Molecule: messenger RNA, 1125 nt
Organism: Diversispora eburnea
Lineage: Eukaryota; Fungi; Glomeromycota; Glomeromycetes; Diversisporales; Diversisporaceae
Source: the annotation of a GenBank genome assembly